Penicillium paradoxum is the source of this 1881-nucleotide messenger RNA. Its product is annotated as lysine--tRNA ligase KRS1. Lineage: Eukaryota; Fungi; Ascomycota; Eurotiomycetes; Eurotiales; Aspergillaceae. The record is from RefSeq and is a predicted model, not a curated record. Gene Ontology annotation, cellular component: cytoplasm; cytosol. Gene Ontology annotation, molecular function: tRNA binding; lysine-tRNA ligase activity; ATP binding. The coding region runs from base 1 to 1881 and encodes 626 amino acids. The transcript has 5 exons. Gene Ontology annotation, biological process: lysyl-tRNA aminoacylation.
AUGGCGGAUUCCAACCCAAUUAAGGAGGCCGAGGUCUCCAUGGCCAACCUUCUUCUCGACGAGGUCACCGGUGAAAAGGUGUCCAAGACUGAGUUGAAGAGACGCCAGAAGCAGCGUGAGAAGGAUGCCAAGAAGAAGGAGAAGGAAGCUGCUGCUCCCCCCAAGCCCAAGAACGAAAAGAAGAAGUCUGACGAGGAAGAAGAGGCCAACCUGACUCCCAACCAAUACUUCGAGAUUCGCAGCAAGAAAAUCAACAAGCUGCGCGAGACCAAGCAGCCGGAUCCUUACCCUCACAAGUUCCAGGUCGACACCGACCUCCGCAACUUCGUCAAGGAGCACGCCGGUCUCCAGAAGGGCGAGCAGAAGCCCGAGAUUCCCGUUCGCAUUGGUGGUCGUAUCUACACCAAGCGUUCCGCUGGUAACAAGCUGAUCUUCUACGAUAUCCGCGCGGAGGGCGUUAAGGUCCAGGUUGUGUGCCAAGCACAGUUCUCGACUGGCAAGCCUUUCGAAGAGCAGCACGAGCUCCUUCGCCGAGGUGAUAUUGUCGGUAUUGUCGGUUUCCCUGGUCGCACUAACCCUAAGAACCGUGAUGAUGGUGAACUUUCCAUCUUCGCUACUGAAGUUGUUCUCCUGGCCCCUUGCCUGCACGCCAUUCCUUCCGAGCACUACGGCUUCCAGGAUAAAGAGCAGCGUUUCCGCCAGCGCUACCUGGAUCUUAUUAUGAAUGACCGCUCGCGUACUAUCUUCCGCAACCGCGCUAAGAUUGUCAGCUACGUCCGUCAGUUCCUUGAUAACCGCGACUUCACCGAGGUCGAGACUCCCAUGAUGAACGCCAUUGCCGGCGGUGCCACCGCCAAGCCCUUCAUCACUCACCACAAUGAUCUCGAUAUGAACCUGUUCCUUCGUGUGGCCCCCGAACUCUACCUCAAGAUGCUGAUUGUCGGCGGCAUGGAGCGAGUGUACGAGAUUGGCAGACUUUUCCGUAAUGAGGGAAUUGACCUUACUCACAACCCUGAAUUCACUACUUGCGAGUUUUACCAGGCCUAUGCUGAUGUGUACGACCUCAUGGACAUGACCGAGGAACUUGUUUCUGGUCUGGUCAAGCACGUUACUGGCGGCUACGAGACCGUCUUCCACACUCAAUCUGGUGAGACUUACAACGUGAACUGGAAGGCGCCGUGGCGACGAGUGGAGAUGAUGACUGCCUUGGAGGAGGCCUGUGGCGAAAAGUUCCCUCCUGGUGACCAGCUGCACACCAAGGAGACCAAUGAGUUCCUGAAGCGCAUGCUGAAGAAGAUGAAGGUCGACUGCUCGGCUCCUCAGACCAACGCCCGCAUGCUUGACAAGUUGGUCGGUGAAUUCAUUGAGAACACUUGCAUCAACCCCACUUUCAUUACUGGUCACCCCCAGAUGAUGUCCCCGCUGGCCAAGUACCACCGCCAGAAUGCCGGUCUUUGUGAACGUUUCGAGGCCUUUGUUUGCACCAAGGAGAUUAUCAAUGCUUACACCGAGUUGAACGAUCCCUUCGACCAGCGUCUGCGUUUCGAGGAGCAGGCCAACCAGAAGGAACAGGGUGACGACGAAGCUCAGAUGAUCGAUGAGACAUUCUGCCAAUCUCUCGAGUACGGUCUGCCCCCGACUGGUGGUUGGGGUAUGGGCAUCGACCGUUUGGUCAUGUUCCUCACCGACAACUACAGCAUCAAGGAAGUCUUGGCCUUCCCCAUGAUGAAGGAUGAUAAGACCGCUGCCGACCCCAAGUCUGCCGCCGAAGUUGUCGGAAUCGAGCCUGUCCCCGAGGAAGGAAUCCGUAUGUUGUUAAUAUCAGCUAAUCUCCACGAGCCGGUCUCACUAACGAUGAAUCUACAGCCCACAAAUGAAUAG